This is a messenger RNA of Acipenser ruthenus (sterlet), 3146 nucleotides long. RefSeq names its product serine/threonine kinase 16 (gene stk16). Gene Ontology annotation, molecular function: protein serine/threonine kinase activity; ATP binding. Bases 175 to 1095 code for a protein of 306 amino acids. The transcript is spliced from 8 exons. Gene Ontology annotation, cellular component: cytoplasm; Golgi apparatus. The record is from RefSeq and is a predicted model, not a curated record. Lineage: Eukaryota; Metazoa; Chordata; Actinopteri; Acipenseriformes; Acipenseridae. Gene Ontology annotation, biological process: protein phosphorylation.
UCCUCCAAAGAAUGGCGCCGGGGACGGAGGGAGGGAUUUGUUAUCCUGAGGCGAUGACGCGGUGUACUGUGUGGCAGACUGUGGGACCCGGAAAUUGCUCUGCUGAGAAAUAAGAAAGGUCGUCAGGGGGACACAAUAUUCGUAUUACAGUGACCAAAGGAUGACCCUGGGAUAAUGGGACAUGCCCUGUGUAUCUGUUCUAGAGGGACCAUCACCAUUGAGAACAAGCGCUACUACUUUAUACAGAAACUGGAUGAGGGGGGGUUCAGUUACGUUGACUUGGUGGAAGGGGAGCAGGAUGGCAGAUUCUAUGCUUUGAAGCGGAUCUUGUGCCACGACCGGGAGGGACGCAGUGAGGCCCAACAGGAGGUGGAGAUGCAUCAUCUCAUCAGCCACCCCAACGUGCUGUCCCUGACCGCACACACCUUCGUCGACAAGGGCGCCAAGUGCGAGGCCUGGCUGCUGCUGCCCUUCAUCCGGAAGGGCAGCCUGUGGUCAGAGCUGGAGAAGCUGAGAGACAAGAACAGUGUCAUGCCAGAGAGCCGUAUUCUGCACAUCUUCCAGGGGAUCUGCACCGGGCUCCAAGCUAUCCAUGACAAGGGCUAUGCACACAGAGACCUGAAGCCCACCAACGUCUUGCUGGACGAAGGUGACCGGCCCUUGCUGAUGGAUCUGGGAUCAAUGAACCGAGCGCGCAUCGAGGUCAAGGGGUCACGGGAAGCCAUGACUGUUCAGGACUGGGCUGCCCAGAGAUGCACCAUCUCUUACCGGGCUCCUGAACUCUUCAGUGUGGAGAGUCACUGCAUCAUCGACGAGCGCACAGAUAUCUGGUCCCUGGGCUGUGUGCUCUAUUCCAUGAUGAUGCUGGAGGGCCCCUUCGACCUCAUCUUCCAGAAAGGAGACAGCGUGGCUCUGGCUGUGCAGAACACUGUGACUCUGCCCGAAUCCUGCAGCAGGUACUCUCAGGGACUGCAGAACCUCUUGACCUCUAUAAUGGUGGCGAACCCUCAGGAGAGGCCUGACAUCUACUGGGUCCUAAACCAGUUGAAGCACCUGCAGCCCACAGACACCGUGCAGGACACCAGCAUGGUAUGAUGCCACAGACACCGUGCAGGACACCAGCAUGGUAUGAUGCAAGGCCAGGUCAUGGGGCUGCUCCAACCAGACAUGACACUUUUCUUAAGGGCUGCUGGUAAAAACCCUUUCCUGUAUCCUCAUUAUACCAUCCUCUUCCCCCAUAAGUGCUGGUCUUGUUGGGGGUUCAGUAAUAAGCAAGCUUCUCUGGAAGCUAAGAGGUCCACAUUCCAUCUUUAAUUAAAAGGACAAGCCCAGGUUUGCUCAGUCAUCCAGCACCACAGCGCCCUCUACAUUAGAUGUGCUGUGUGGUGGUGUUCAGAUCAUGAUCUGUUUUGUGCAGAAUAAAGGGUUCAAAGCAUUCAUCUGUGAAUACCAAUCCAGGAGCCCAGAAGACCUUACACCCUCCCACCCCAGCACUGGGACUUGGGAUAUGAACUUCCACACUGGUUGGUCAGAUUGUCUUCAUAGCAUCUGCUCUUCUUAAGAAGCCUGCCUAGGAACAAGCGCCUUAUAAUAGCUGUGGUUCAACAGUAUUUAUACCUUCCACUCUUCAGUACGAUGGUGAGUUUCAUUUGCUGGGUUCAAACAAUAUUAAGCAAGCAGUUCUUGAACUUCAUGUUUUACUGGAGACUAUUCAGGACUGAAGCAAGUCCACUGGAAGAACAUGCAUUCUCAAUAUACUGUGGUAUCAUUCUCUCUCGCUUGGGCUCAGAACCUUUGCUGUCUGUAUCUUUAACUUAGUGGACCUUGGAAAACUAGUGACUUAAAAUAGAGGGUAGUAAAAGUUCGACCAAACCCCCCUGGCGAUCCAGUACAUGUGCUGCUGUAAACAACUUCCAAUUGGCAUCUGUUAUACGUAUGUCGGUUAAAAAGGGGUCCGUUUUUGUCUUUUUCUUUUUUAAUGCAGGGCAUUUUUUUAAAAAAUUAUUUUAUAAAAUUGUCUGUUUUAGGGCUUCUAUUCCAUUAUGAAGAUGUCAGCUAGUCCAGGGGUGAUUGCAAAGUCAGCUGGCCAUUGUGUACACUGCUUUUUGUGGAAACAGACAUUAGGCGAUUUGAGCUCCUGUUUGCAGGUGUUAAUAAUGGUAAAAGAACAGCAUCUUUUGAGUCCGGUGGAGAAAAGCAGCAGCACCAGUCGGCCAGCUUUUUUUUGGGGGGGGGGGGAUCACAGGAACCCUGUAUUCAGUUGUGUGGUGUGCACGUUUUUAUUAUUAUUAGUAGUAGUAUUAUUAUUACAAUAUAUAUAUAUUUUUUGUUCAAGCUGUCUUACUGUGAUGAAUCUUGAUUGUAAACUGAAUGAACAGAUUUGUGUGUAUUUUAGAAUUCUAUUGUAAUACUAUUUGAAUAAGGUAAUGCAUAUCAGGGAUGUACCUUAAACAUGUAGAGGACAAGAAUUCAAACCCUCUGAUCUCAUGCCUGUUGAUUUUGUUUUCCACACUAUUGGGUAUUCUACCAGUUGUGUGGAAAGUGUAGUUUCAUCUCCAACCAACAUUUUGCAUUCCGAUUAAAUUGUCACUUGACCAAGAGAAUCGCAUUUUGUGUAAUGCUGUGUGUUUGCAAAUGUAAUGUUUAAGUAUUUUGUGGAGAGUGUUUGUUUGUAUCUUUUUAAAGUGAAAUGUCCACACCAUACACGUUAAUUACCUCAAGGUCUCAGAAGUGUGGUUUUGAAAGAAAUUGAUGUUUUGGCAAACCUAUAUUUAUUUAAAACCUCUAGAACUGCACUGGGUUAUACAUUUAGCCUUGCACUUGCAUGGGCAUUUCACAUUGUCCUCACCUGUUCAGUGCACCAUUCCUCUCAGUAACCAACCAGCUGCUUCCCCCAAUGACUGACAGUAAGCUGCUUGACCACGAAGACCUAGAAUCUCAAAGGGAAGGCAAGCUUUCCUUUAUGCUCAAUGGAAUGGCACAACAGGUAAGGUUUAUGAAAGUAUUUGGUUACAGAUUUAAGCACUUCUUCUCAAAGUGAGUCAUGAAGACUCCAAUCUUCUGUUGUCAUCCAGUUAGUGCAUGCAAAAUAAUCAACUGACAAAAAUUCCAAUAUUAAAUGAAAAUAAAAUUUGUGAGUACUAUUA